UUCAUUCUAUUUGUUGUUCACGUACUUUUCUUUCAAAAACUCUAUCUAUCCUUUGAAAUGGAUCCAAAUUCUAUUUACAAUUCUUCAUCAUCUUCGGAUGAAGAUGAGGGAAAUUUGCAAAUGAUGAACCUUUUCAUCCAAACACAAGAAAUGAUGCGUAGUAGAAUCCACAUCAACAACUUGUUGAUUCAACACCUUCGUGACCAACAAAGCCGCCAAGUAACACGUCGUGGUUCGGUUCCAGGGCAUAUUGUCAUUAAUCGUGAUCGAGAGGGAGCUCACGUUAGAUUGUACAAUGAUUACUUUGCAGAUAAUCCAUUGUACAAUGAGGCCAUGUUUCGAAGGAAAUUCCGGAUGUCUCGUUCAUUGUUCGUUCGCAUUGUGGAUGCAGUUAAGGAACAUGAUGACUAUUUCAUACAACGACAAGAUGCAACUGGGAGGCCCGGACUAUCACCCCUUCAAAAGGUAACAUCAGCUAUUCAUAUUUUGACACGUGGUUUGCUGCCUGAUGCUAACGACGAGUAUGUCAAAUUAAGUGAGAGCAGUGCGAUUAAAAGCCUAAAACGUUUUUGUCGUGCGAUAGUAGAGAUUUUUUCAACUCAGUAUUUGAGAGCGCCAACAAGUAGUGAUAUUGCUAGACUUCUAUACAUUGGUGAACAACAUGGAUUUCCAGGAAUGUUGGGCAGUUUAGGUUGCAUGCACUGGAAAUGGCAAAAGUAUCCUAUAGGGUGGAGUAGUUCGCAUUCGGGUCGUAGUGGAAAUCCUACGAUUAUUCUUGAAGCUAUAGCAGAUUAUGAUCUUUGGAUAUGGCAUGCUUAUUUUGGAUUCCCUGACACCAACAAUGAUGUCAAUGUGUCAGCAUCAUCUAAUCUUUUUUAUAAUCUCACUCAAGGUUUUGCUCCUCCCGCUCAUUAUGUUGUUCAAGGAAAAGAAUGCAAUAUGGGUUAUUACUUAGCAGACAGUAUAUAUCCAAAAUGGUCUACGAUUGUGCAAACAAUUGAAGAGCCUCGUACUCCAAAGACAGAAUAUUUUGCAAUGAAACAAGAAGCAUGCAAAAAAGAUUUAGAACGUGCUAUUGGUGUUCUUCAGGCACGUUUUACAAUUGUUGCAGGACCUGUGCGUUAUUGGGAUAAAGAAGCAUUGCGUGACAUAAUGAUUACAUGUAUAAUUUUGCAUAACAUGAUAGUUGAGGAUGAGCGUGAUUUUACUUCUCCAAUUGAUGUUGCUAGAGAGGCGCCACAACCGGAAGUUGAGAUGGCAACCAAUGAAGAUACUCGGUUUCAAGAGUAUUUGUCUCGGUAUGAAGCAAUAAGAAAUAAAAAUGCUCAUCUAGAACUCCGAAAUGCAUUAAUUGAUCAUCUGUGGGAACAACGUUCCGAUUUUGAAUCUUAGAUUUUAGCUAUUUUACGUGUUAGUAGCAUAUGUUAUGUGAUUGUGGUAUGCUUAAUGUUUUUCAGCUAUUUAGAUUGUUCAGUUUAGUGGAAGAAUGUUUUGAAAUCUUAAAUUCUAGCUAUUGUAAAAUACUAAUGUAAUUGUGGCA
This is a messenger RNA of Salvia splendens (bonfire salvia), 1540 nucleotides long. RefSeq names its product putative nuclease HARBI1. Bases 58 to 1392 code for a protein of 444 amino acids. The record is from RefSeq and is a predicted model, not a curated record. Lineage: Eukaryota; Viridiplantae; Streptophyta; Magnoliopsida; Lamiales; Lamiaceae. The transcript has a single exon.